This is a messenger RNA of Leishmania mexicana MHOM/GT/2001/U1103, 1941 nucleotides long. RefSeq lists its product as hypothetical. Bases 1 to 1941 code for a protein of 646 amino acids. The record is from RefSeq and is a predicted model, not a curated record. NCBI's taxonomy places the organism in Eukaryota, Euglenozoa, Kinetoplastea, Trypanosomatida, Trypanosomatidae. Gene Ontology annotation, molecular function: glycosyltransferase activity. The transcript has a single exon.
AUGACUCUGGAGGCGAUUCGCAAGCGAGGAGCUGAGGAGUCGUCGCCUGUGCAUCAUCAACCGCCAUCAUCCGCAGCUGUGCUUGGGGCGUUUAGCUGUGCCUCACCGCGCCACCGUCUUUGGCGCGCUUGCCGAGGACGACGCGGUCCUCGAAGUCUUUCUUGUGUUCUCGUUGCGGCCACGAUUUGUUUCUUGAUCUGUUGUGUAAUCUUGACACAGACGCAAGUGUGGGGGUGGGGGUGGUACGGCGAUGAAAUAGCGCUCUUUCGCCAGCAGCAAGAGCACGACGACGCUCGUCGUCGCUUCCGAUGUCCCCUGACAGAGGCGCUUGUCUUCUCGCCCAAGCGCUUUGCCGAAGACCCCCUCGAGGCCGCUUAUGCGCUGAUGUCUCAGAUGCCCUCAACGGUUGCACGCCCACAGCCGUACGCGUUCGUGCCUGAAAGUGUCACGCUCGAUGGUGGCGCGUCUGAGGGGAAUCUGAAUAGUGUAGAGGCGCUGUCGGCCUACUGUGCGGCACGCGUCGCGGAGAGGCCUUCAUGGAGGACCGCUAGCUGGCAGCAGGCAAGCGCGUCAAACGCGUCCGUGUUCCGCGUGCAAGUUGCGCCGCGCUACUUGGCGAACGCCAGCUACGCUGCCACUGGUAGCCCUGUGUGCCUCCGUGCUGGCCGCAUCUACCUGACGGAUGCGCGCGUCCGUGCCGGGAUUGCCGAGUUUCAGGCUGCUGAGUUGACAGUUCUUCCCUUGACAGACGACAUACUCUCAAGACCGUCUUCUCGCGCCUCUGAAGCCGCAGUGCGGGUUGUGCCAGCGAUGGCGGUGCUUCUUCACGGAGCGUGGAUUGCCACCCACUUUUUUCACCUCGUCACCGACGCCCUUGAGGCGCUCCGCAGCACCUACCAAACCUGGCAGGACGGCGUGCUGCUGCGCAUCCCCACGCAAACGGUGCUGCUGCAUCAGCCAGAGUCGAACUGGAUGGGCCGCCGCGUGGACACACAUAGGCGGAUGGAGCUAAGCGCUGCGUUGGCGAACGCAUUCUCGUCGCCGGAGCUGGCCCGCGGGUCUCCGUACAACAGCUCAUUUCUUUUCCGCUCGAAAUCCCGUCAUUGUGCAGAGCUCGAGGCAAACGGGACGACCACAAUGGCGUCGCCGCCGCCGCAGCGACCGUCCCCGGCCACUGCGUCCACUCUGUGCUUCUGCGACGGCCUCCUCGUGACCACACACCGUCUUCCCGUGCUCGAGCGGGACAUUCUUUACGGUAUUCAGGAUUGGGCCGCGCGGCAGUUCCGGGCUUCGCCGUACGGAGUGAAUCGGUCCGUGCAGGCGAUGGAGCGGCUGCGGUUGCAGCACGCAUCGCUUUUGUUGGCCCCGACGUUGUGGCGCACCGGCACGCGUACGACCUCUGGAUUGUCUCUGUCGUAUAGGCCACGAGCGCUACUUGUCCACCGCGCAAACCGGGUGAUCGCAAAUGCGUCUCGCUAUGCAGGGUGGAUGCGGGCGGCGGGGUUCCGUGUGGAGGAGGUGUACCUGGAAAAACACACGACUGCACAACAGUAUCAUCUAGGCCGCUACGCGGACAUUGUGGUGGGCAUGCACGGGCUUGGCCUCGGCCACGCAAUGUGGAUGGAACGCUCGCCAUCUCGCUGCCGCACUAUCAUCGAGUUCCGCCCAUGGGUGAUUGCUUCCAUGCCAACACAGCCCGUGCUCAUCCUUGAAGGCGCCAUGGAAUAUCACUUUGUCGUUAUUCCACCGAUUGACGUGCGCUUUGGCCCGUCGGUUGCGAAUCCGGCAGAGGAGCGAGAGCUCUUGUUGUCAUCGGCGCGGAUGGUCAACGCCUUUCGCUAUCCAAGCUUCACCGACCAAAUCGCCAUCUACGAUGACGAAAGGGUAAAGCGUGUGAUUGCGGAUGUCCGUCAGCAUCUCGAGCGCUGCCUGCCACCGUAG